AUGGUCUACUGGUCGACACUCCUUCUGGCCGGACUCGCCGCAUCGGGAGCCCACGGCACGCCCGUUGAGGUCGCUCGCCGGGCGACACCGACCGUCUACCUCGCGGGAGACAGCACCAUGGCCAAGACGGGCAACGGGCUCAUGGGCUGGGGCGAGUAUCUCGCCCAGUACAUCACGCUGCCGGUGGUCAACAAGGCGAUCGCGGGCCGGUCGGCGCGCAGCUACACGGAGGAAGGGCGGUUCAGCGAGAUCGAGCAGCUGGUGCAGGCGGACGACAUCGUGGUGAUCGAGUUCGGGCACAACGACGGCGGGUCGCCCAGCUCGGCGUCGGACAACGGGCGCAGCGACUGCCCGGGCGCGGGCGACGAGACGUGCACGUCCGGCAAGACGGGCGCGACGGUCUACACCUUCAACCACUACGUCGAGGCGGCGGCGCGCAGCUUCGUCGCCAAGGGCGCCCGCGUCGUCGUCAGCUCGCAGACGCCGAACAACCUGUGGGAGACGGGCACGUUCGUCUACAGCGUGCCGCGCUUCGUCGGCUACGCCGCGGCCGCCGCCGAGCACGUCGGCGCGGGUGCGUCUUUCGUCGACCACUUCCAGGCCGUCGCCGACAUGUUCCUCAAGCUUGGCAGCGCAAAGACCAACGCGCUCUACCCGCAAGACCACACGCACACGAGCCCCGAGGGGGCCGACCUGGUGGCCCAGGCGUUCGUGGAGGCCGUCGGGAAGCGCUUCAACGGGACCACGGCGCUGGACUCGUACGUGAAGAGUCCGCUACCGGCGGUGUUUUGA
Thermothielavioides terrestris NRRL 8126 is the source of this 792-nucleotide messenger RNA. Its product is annotated as carbohydrate esterase family 12 protein. NCBI's taxonomy places the organism in Eukaryota, Fungi, Ascomycota, Sordariomycetes, Sordariales, Chaetomiaceae. The transcript is spliced from 2 exons. The record is from RefSeq and is a predicted model, not a curated record. The coding region runs from base 1 to 792 and encodes 263 amino acids. Gene Ontology annotation, molecular function: hydrolase activity, acting on ester bonds.